Molecule: messenger RNA, 730 nt
Organism: Boleophthalmus pectinirostris (great blue-spotted mudskipper)
Lineage: Eukaryota; Metazoa; Chordata; Actinopteri; Gobiiformes; Gobiidae
Product: immunoglobulin-like domain-containing receptor 2
Exons: 5
Coding region: 2-730 (242 amino acids)
Biological process (GO): pancreas development
Cellular component (GO): membrane
Source: RefSeq, a predicted model, not a curated record
GAUGAGAAGACGGAGAAAAGUUCGCGAUCAGCACCGGGAAACUUUAUCAAAACCUGAAUGGUUGAAGUGGGAGAUGUUUUUGAUACCGCGGUGGUGGAUUCUAGCUGUUUAUUUGUCAGCUGUCCUUCCUCCCUGCUCAUCGGUCCAUGUUUUUGUGCGAGAUGAGAAGCGCUAUGCCAUCCUGUUCCAAUCCGUGGUCCUACCUUGCCAGUACAACAGUGUCUCCACUCAGACCCCCGUAGUGCAGUGGGUGUACAAGUCUUACUGCCGCGAUCGCACACGGGACUCCUUCAGCUUCUCUGACAGUAUAGGAGGAGGUCUGGGUGUUGGCGGGACCAGUACUGGGACUGGGUAUAAUGUACAUGGGUCAAAGACACAGGGGGGGUAUGGAGGGGGGUAUGGAGCUGGGUAUGAGACGGGUACAGCCAGUUACCUGGACUGUGCGGACAGCAGCAGGACGGUGCGCACUGUGGCCUCUGUGUCUGGGUCGUCCAUUACUUUGUCUGAGUACUACAAGACCAGAGACAUCUCCGUCAUCAACAAGGCGGACCUUCGUAUAGGAGAGGUGCAAUGGGGAGACAGUGGCGUGUACAUUUGUAAAGUGAUUAUAUCGGAUGAUCUGGAGGGACAAAAUGAAGCCUCCGUGGAGCUGCUCGUGCUAGAUUUUGGGAUAGCUGUGGUUUUGGUCUCUCAGCCGUACCUGAAGAUCUUCUGCCAGGCUUUGAUUUGA